UCGAAUGUUACCUCGAUAUUGUAUGUUCCUGAAUUCUUCCAGAAGUUGGUGGUUCGGUGCUUGGGGCUUGUAGUUAAGUAUAAGCUGAGUCCUGAGUUCGCUCCAGCUGCUGAGCUUAAUGGCUAUAUAUUACCGCGAUACAAAUUCAAAGGAAAUUAGUCAGUAUACCUAUGGAAGUGGGAAUCGAUAUCGAAGGUCGUCAGAUCUAAAUCAGCCGAGUUCCGCAGCAACAGAAGAAUAUGAUUACGGGGACAUUACUGGCUAUGCUUAUACGGGUGCCCCUUCAUUGGCCCCUAGAUCCCAUUUCAUUUCUCCUGGAGAAUUUAACAACAAAUUAAUCUUCAAGGAUAAUUUUGCCUUAAUUUCGAAGAAAAACAAUAAAAAUGGUUAUGAUCAUCCCCAAAAGGAAUACACAUCCGAUUAUGAGGAACAUUCGGAGCGCCUGAAUUCUGUUACCGAUUUAUCAAAAAAUAAGAAAGAAAUAAAUUUUAAGGACAUAUCGGACAUCGCACUAACAACAUUAGCAUUUUUAUCGUUUGGAAUGUUUACACUACAAGUGCUUAUGUGCAUAGUUAUGAGUAAAGAAGAUGAACAAAGUAUAAUGAUGCUUCCUAUGGAAGUAACUGAGCCUUCUGAAACAAUUGAUGGGACUGAGGAAAUAAGAAGACGAAAACGAUCCGUGAAUAAAAAUAAAACAUUUAAACAGAUUAUCGACAUGUCGAGGCUUAUGCUCAUCUCAGUAGAAAAUGUAGCUUCAACUGGACAAACUUCAAUUUUGAAUGGACGGUACUUACCUUGCAAUAUUUCUACUGCAAUGGAACUAUCUUUUCAACAGAAGGCUUGGAUAUUAUUAAUUAUACUAGGAUCAACUGGAACUUCAUCUGCAAUUGCUGGAAACUACGUCUUGCUUUUAAAAAAUAUAUUUAAUGUAUUUAAAUCCUGCUUUGAAAAUUAUAGCAAGUUUUAA
Molecule: messenger RNA, 967 nt
Organism: Drosophila mauritiana
Lineage: Eukaryota; Metazoa; Arthropoda; Insecta; Diptera; Drosophilidae
Exons: 7
Coding region: 119-967 (282 amino acids)
Source: RefSeq, a predicted model, not a curated record